GCGCAGCAGUAGGCUCCAAACCAUCGAGGCGCUCAAUCCCCUCGCGGCUUCGACACCCGCCACUUUCAUCUCACCACCAAAAGCGACCACGCAGCGACCGGCCGCCGAUCGAGAUGGAGAAGCAGGAGGAGGUGGCAGCGGCGGUGGAGAGGAAGCCGCCGCCGGUGAUGUUCCGGCUGUUCGGCGUCGAGGUCCGCGGCGGAGUUGACGAGGAGGAGUACGACGACGAGGGGGUGGAGGAUGGAUUCCUCAAGAAGAGCUCCAGCAUGCCCAACCUCACCUCCAUCGACCCGCUCCUGCCGGCCGACGGCGGCAAGCGGCGCGCCUCCGACGACUCCGAGCUCGCCUCCGGCCAGCAGAAGCGCCGCCGCCGCAAGGUGCAGGAGAGGAAGAAAGGAAUCCCAUGGACUGAGGAGGAGCACAAGAAAUUCCUUGAUGGGCUGAGGCAGCUGGGGAAAGGUGACUGGAGAGGCAUCUCCAAGAACUUUGUGACCACCAGAACGGCGACCCAGGUGGCCAGCCACGCCCAGAAAUACUUCCUCCGGCAGAUCAACCCUGGCAAGAAGAAGCGCCGGGCCAGCCUCUUCGAUGUUGUCUCUGAAUACAACGAUGAUCAACUCCCAAGUCCUCAGAGUGUUGGAACUAAGCCUGCUCCUACUCAGGAGAUAAUCCAUACAGACCGCGGCGAUGUCCUGAUACCAAGCUAUCCAGUUGCUAGAGGCUUUAGAGGUGAUAGCGUGCAGGUUGAUGAACUAACUGAAUAUGUGGAGAGAUCAAAGGCUGUUGAGGAGAUGUCGCUCUCUAUGGUCUCUGGACUGGAGAUGGCAUCAUCAUCGAUCAGCAGUCUAGAGCUCAGUAUUGCGCCUCCUCAUGGCGCGAUCGAGGCCAUCAAGGUGCUGUGAUCCAGAUGACAUUCUUCACCGAAGGAAUCUGGAUCGGCUUCAGCUACCGUUCUUCGCUGCCAUUGUUGUUGUCGUCAUGCUAACUUUGUAUUUGGAUCAUGUGGCGUUUCUUUCAGCAGUUUAUGUAAUACAAGUGAGAAUGUCAGUACCUUCCGAGACAUGUUUAAUUAAGCCUUGGUAGGUUGGUAUAAGUUGGUGAAAAGAAAACAGAUAGUAGUCUAUCUGUGUAUUGUACGGUUGCAAAUUGGAGUAUAAUGGAUGCAGAAAUCAUGAAGGGUC
This is a messenger RNA of Oryza brachyantha (malo sina), 1181 nucleotides long. Its product is annotated as transcription factor MYBS2-like. NCBI's taxonomy places the organism in Eukaryota, Viridiplantae, Streptophyta, Magnoliopsida, Poales, Poaceae. Gene Ontology annotation, molecular function: DNA binding. The record is from RefSeq and is a predicted model, not a curated record. Gene Ontology annotation, biological process: response to auxin; response to ethylene; response to gibberellin. The coding region runs from base 114 to 902 and encodes 262 amino acids. The transcript is spliced from 5 exons.